UAUUUAAAGGUGCGCGCCGGAGCCGGCACCGCACAGUUGCCGGUCUGCGUGUGUAACUUGCUGCGCUCAUGGCUACCCAUCUGGAACUCAACAAUGGCGCCAAGAUGCCCACCCUGGGCCUGGGCACCUGGAAGUCCCCUCCUGGCCAGGUGACUGAGGCUGUGAAGGUUGCUAUUGACAUUGGGUACCGCCACAUUGACUGUGCCCAGGUGUACCAGAAUGAGAAGGAGGUGGGAGUGGCACUCCAGGAGAAGCUCAAGGAGCAUGUGGUGAAGCGCCAGGAGCUCUUCGUUGUCAGCAAGCUGUGGUGCACGUUCCACGACAAGAGCAUGGUGAAAGGAGCCUGCCAGAAGACACUCAGCGACCUGCAGUUGGACUACCUGGACCUCUACCUUAUUCACUGGCCAACAGGCUUCAAGCCUGGGAGUGACUACUUCCCACUGGAUGCAUCAGGGAAUGUGAUUCCUAGUGACACGGAUUUUGUGGACACUUGGACGGCCAUGGAACAACUAGUGGAUGAAGGUUUGGUGAAAGCAAUUGGUGUCUCCAACUUUAACCCUCUUCAGAUUGAAAGGAUCCUAAACAAACCUGGCUUAAAGUACAAGCCUGCAGUUAACCAGAUUGAGUGUCACCCGUACCUAACUCAGGAGAAGUUGAUUGAGUACUGCCAUUCCAAAGGCAUCGUGGUGACUGCAUACAGUCCCCUUGGUUCUCCUGACAGGCCCUGGGCCAAGCCUGAAGACCCUUCUAUCCUGGAGGAUCCCAGGAUCAAGGCAAUUGCAGCCAAGUACAAUAAAACUCCAGCCCAGGUGCUGAUCCGAUUACCUAUACAAAGGAACCUGGUGGUGAUCCCCAAGUCUGUGACACCAGCACGCAUUGCUGAGAACUUUAAGGUCUUUGAUUUUGAGCUGAGCAAUGAGGAUGUGACCACUCUACUCAGCUACAACAGGAACUGGAGGGUGUGUGCCUUGAUGAGCUGUGCCAAACACAAGGAUUACCCCUUCCAUGCAGAAGUCUGAAGCUGCGAAUUCCUGCUCUUCCCCAAGCAGCUUGCACCUGUUCUUCCCGCCUCAUGUGUCCUUGCUAGUGUCCUGUGUCCCUCUGCACUGGGUGACACCUUGCGGAUCACACCCAAGAGUUUGUUGGCUUGGUAUAGGUUUUGGAGAGCAGUGUCAGGAGCUGAGGUAUUUCUUCCAGCCUUUCUUGGUCUUUCCUCCCCACCUGGAGGAUGGUUAACGCCCUUUCCAGCCAAAGAGAACAAGAUUUAUAGUCUGAGUAGUGCCACUAACAGUAAGUUCUGAGUGCUUAGAACUAUAAGCCUUUGGGUCAGACUUCUCUUUGCCUCAAAUAAAAACUGCUUUUGUGAA
Messenger RNA from Psammomys obesus (fat sand rat), 1367 nucleotides. It is a transcript of the gene Akr1b1, whose product is annotated as aldo-keto reductase family 1 member B. The record is from RefSeq and is a predicted model, not a curated record. The transcript has 10 exons. Gene Ontology annotation, cellular component: cytosol. Gene Ontology annotation, molecular function: aldose reductase (NADPH) activity. Lineage: Eukaryota; Metazoa; Chordata; Mammalia; Rodentia; Muridae. The coding region runs from base 69 to 1019 and encodes 316 amino acids.